Molecule: messenger RNA, 5224 nt
Organism: Myotis brandtii (Brandt's bat)
Lineage: Eukaryota; Metazoa; Chordata; Mammalia; Chiroptera; Vespertilionidae
Gene: CNTLN
Product: centlein, centrosomal protein
Exons: 28
Coding region: 1-4047 (1348 amino acids)
Biological process (GO): protein localization to organelle; centriole-centriole cohesion
Cellular component (GO): centriole; centrosome
Source: RefSeq, a predicted model, not a curated record
AUGUUGUUAGACACUGAACUGGGGGCUGAUAUUUAUAGAUUCCUUAGGUCACUUUCACUGCUAGAUCGAAGUCCUUUAUUAGCUGAUAAAGAAUUUGUAUGGUCUUUGUGGAAACGUCUCCAGGUGACAAACCCAGAUAUCACACAAACAGUCAGUUUGAUUGUAGAAAGAGAAAAAAAGAACUCUGAAGCUAAAGACAGAAAAGUUUUAGAAAUUCUGCAAGUCAAGGAUGCUAAAAUACAAGAAUUGGAACAGAGAGAAUCAGCACUAAAACAGGACAUAAAUGACCUUGUAAAGCGGAAGAUUGCAGUAGAUGAAGAAAAUGCUUUCUUAAGGAGAGAAUUCAGUGACUUGCAGAAGAAAUUUAAAGAUAAAAGGCAAGAAGUUAAGGACAGUAAAGAGUGUAUACAGAAUAAGGAAGAACAAAACAGACUGGUUAUAAAAGACCUGGAAGAGGAAAAUGAGAAAUUAAGUACCCGCUGUGUUGACCUGCUAAAUGACCUGGAGAGACUGAGGAAGCAGGAAGCUCAUUGGAAAAAAGAAAAAUAUAGCAUUGAUGCAAAAAUAAAGGCCUUUGAAGACAAUUUAAUGGAAGCAAGGAAAGAAAUUGAAGUUUCACAGAGUAAAUACAAUGCUCUCUCAUUACAGUUGACUAAUAAACAGACUGAACUUAUCCAGAAGGAUAUGGAUAUUACCCUGGUCAGGAAGGAGCUGCAGGAACUGCAGAAUCUUUACAAACAGAACAGUGCACAUACAGCACAGCAAGCAGAGCUGAUCCAACAGCUUCAGGUUCUGAAUAUGGACACACAAAAAGUACUGAGAAAUCAGGAAGAUGUUCAUACAGCGGAAAGUAUAUCAUAUCAAAAACUUUACAAUGAGUUACAUAUUUGUUUUGAAACCACAAAAUCAAGUGAAGCUAUGCUCCGGCAAAGUGUUGUUAGCCUUCAGAAUCAGCUAUUUCAAAAAGAGCAAGAAAAUGCUAAGUUAAAAGAAAAGCUUCAAGAAUCAACAGGAGCACCUUAUUCUUUACCUCAAGAAAGCGAUUCAGAUCACUCAGAACAGGUAUUUCAACGGCCAUCUUUAUCGAGUUUGGAAACCUUAAUGGUGUCACAGAAGUCUGAAAUUGAGUAUUUACAGGAGAGACUGAAAAUAGCAAAUGAAAAACUGUCAGAGAAUAGAUUGAUCAACCAGGGUUCCUCAGAAAAGAGCAUCUGGACAAGUGUUGAAGGGAAACAAAAGGAACCACCUGUGAAACGUUCAAGGUCUUUGUCCCCAAAGAGCUCUUUCACAGACUCAGAGGAGCUAAAGAAGCUGAGAAAAGCUGAAAGAAAGAUUGAAAACUUAGAGAAGGCACUACAACUAAAGAGCCAAGAAAAUGAUGAGCUAAGAGAUGCCCAUGAAAAACGCAAGGAAAGGCUACAGAUGUUACAGACCAACUACAGGGCAGUAAAAGAGCAAUUAAAACAGUGGGAAGAAGGCAGUGGCAAUCCUAUUUUUAAAAUAAAGAGAGCAGAUCCCCAACAACUUCGACAAGAAGAUUCCGAUGCUGUAUGGAAUGAACUGGCCUAUUUCAAAAGGGAAAACCAGGAGCUAAUGAUUCAAAAGAUGAAUCUUCAGGAAGAAUUGGAUAAACUUAAAGUGCAUAUGUCUAUUGACAAAGCAACAAUACAAGAACUGAAUACAUGGAUAGCAGAGAAAAAAGAAGAACAACUCUUUAGACAUGGUGAAGAUGAUGGGGUCAAGAAGAGUACUCCAGAGAAGAAUGGGAAAGAAAUGUCGGAGCAGACAUUACAGAAGGUCAUUGAGUUGGAAAAUCGGCUAAAAUCUUUUGAGAAAAGGUCGAGAAAAUUAAAAGAAGGGAAUAAAAAAUUAAUAAAAGAAAAUGAUUUCCUGAAAUCCCUCUUAAAACAGCAGCAAGAAGAGGCAGAGACCAGAGAAAAAGAGCUAGAACAACUACAAAAAGGGAGUAAAGAUGUAGUAAAAAACAAAGCUGAACUUCAAGUAAAAAUCAGUGAGCUAGAAAGAGAAGUCACUUCCCUAAGGAGACAAGUGGCAGAAACUAAUGUGUUAAAAAGUAAAAAUGAAGAGCCGAUUAAUUCAAUGGAGAAAUUGCAGCACUCAGUAGACAAAGCUAAAUCUGAGAUGGACACCACAGAAGUAAGAUCUGGGCAAUAUGAUUGUAAAACAACCACUACCAAGGUGAAAUUUAAAGCCGCCAAGAAAAAGUGCUCUGUGGGUCGUUACCACACUGUUCUCAAUCACUCCAUCAAGGUUAUGAGCAAUGUGUUUGAGAACCUCAGCAAGGACAAGGACUGGGAGGAUGUGAGUGAAAGCAGCAGUGAUUCUGAAAUACAGACCUCUCAAAAUUUAGGAACAGUUAUUAUAGAAACAUCCCAGAAAAUAAGUCCUAUAGAAGAUGGAAGAGACCAGAAAGAAAGUGAUCAAAUAGAAGACAGCCACAUGCAAGGAAAAAGAAUAGUACAAACAUAUUCAAAUACAGAUGUCAAGACCCCAAAGGAUUAUUUUCAUUACAAGAAUGCCAAAAGGCCAACUUUUCAAAAGAAGAAUGGUAAUAUUCAAAAGAGUUCACAUACAACAGGUCCUACCAGAGUUUACAGAGAAAAAUUAAAAAGUAUAUCUGCCCAGAAAUCAAGUAGCAAUGUUAUUUUAUUACGAGAAAGAAUUAUAUCCUUGCAGCAACAAAACAGUGUACUUCAGAAUGCCAAAAAAACAGCAGAAUUGUCUAUUAAAGAAUAUAAAGAAGUCAAUGAAAAGCUCCUUCACCAGCAGCAAGUAUCUGAUCAACGAUUUCAGACAAGCAGACAGACAAUAAAGAAGCUAAAUUUGGAUUUGGCUGAUCUUCGGAAAGAAAAAGAAGACUUAUUAAAGAAAUUGGAGUCCUCAUCUGAAAUCACAAGUUUGGGAGAAGUUUCCCAGGUAACAAUUCCACGGAUACAAGUUACAUCACUUGGUCCUUCAAGAAGCAUGGAUUUGGAAAUGAAGCAAUUACAGUGCAAACUAAAGGUGUACUUCUUAGAUAUAUGUGGUUCAUUUAGUAAUUGGAAUGCUCAUGUGCAUUUUAGUUUACCCAUAUUAGACAUGUUUCUCCAAGGUACCCAACUUCAUAUCGAGAAUGCAACUAAUGAACUCACUAAGCAAUCAUCAAGCAUGAAGUCUCUGAAAUUUGAACUCCUAGCAAAAGAAGAACACAUAAAGGAAAUGCAUGAAAAGUUGUCUCGAAUGGAAAGGGAUAUAACCAUGAAAAGACAUUUGAUAGAGGACUUGAAAUUUCGACAGAAAGUAAAUUUGGAAAGUAAUGAGAGCAUUAAUGAAAUGUUAGAAAAUCUUGAAAAAAAGGUAAAGACAUUGACUGAAGAGUGUUCCAACAAGAAGAUAUCAAUUGAUUCACUAAAGCAAAGACUUAGUGUCGCUGUUAAAGAGAAGUCACAGUAUGAAGAGAUGUAUCAGAAAACUAAAGAGGAAUUAGAAAAAAAGGAUCUCAAGCUUUCUCUCCUAGUAUCAAAAAUAAAUGAGACUGAAUCUGCAAUGGCAGAAAUUGAAACAGCAGCUUCUAAGCAGCUUCAAGGAUUAGCAUUGCAAAGUGAGCAGGCCCUGGAAGGUGCACAGAAGAAACUGCAGAUAACCAGUGAGAAAGUGGAAGAGUUCACCUUAUUUGUGAAGGCUUUGGUCAAAGAGUUACAAGUUGAUGUCCAUACAAUAAGGCGACAAAUCAGAGAGCUUAAAAGAAUGCAGAGAAAGAAGGAUGCUCAUAAAACCUCAACUCAUAAAGCCCAGACCUUGGCAGCUUCUAUCCUCAACAUUUCACCAUCAGAUCUAGAGGAAAUAUUGGACACAGAAGAUGAAGUGGAACUCAAAAGGACAAAGAUAGAUGCUGAAAAUGACAGGGAGUGGAUGUUGUAUAUUCAGAAACUUCUUGAAGGACAGCUUCCCUUUGCCUCAUAUUUACUAGAAGCAAUACUGGAGAAAAUAAAUGAAAAAAAGAAACUGGUUGAAGUGUAUUUCACAAUUAUGAAAGAUAUUAGAUGAUAUUACAAUGAAGAACUUUGUUUUCAAAUGUGAAAACUUUUUAUGUGGUGUGAUUAGAAAACAUGCAUUGCAAUCCUGAUACAGUAUAUACUCUGACUGUCAAUAUUCAGGUUCAAUACCAAAAUAGAAGUCUCCAAAACUAAUUAAUUGCUGAACACACGAGUGAAACUAAUUAAGUGCAUAGCCAUUUAAAAGGAAAUGGUGUAGCAUUUGAUUGUUGAAUACAAAUAUUGCCACAAAUCAAUGAAGACUUAAAAAUGAUUUUCCCUUCAUUGUAUUAGAAGAAAUCAGAACCAGCUUGGCACACUCACAUUGGGCUGAACAUAAAAACAAAAAGAUGUAAACAGAGGAUUUAAUAUGUUAAGGUUUAUAAAGAAACGAGACUUUUUAUAUAAAACUGCUAUAAGUGGCCUUAAAUCAUCUAGUGAGCAAAACAUUUGUAUUGUAAGCAAAUAUAAAAUGAAGCAGCAUAACCUAAGGAUGAGCAUUUAGUGAAAUAACUUGUGUGGUCCAACUAUAUUUGUUCUCAAUAUUCUGGAUCAUAUAGGAGAUACUGUAUUUUCUUAGAACUAUUUGGCAAAAAUAAAAGUAUUUUCUCCUUUUCUCUCUCUCUUUUUAAAUAUCAUAUUCUUGGUGUGGUCAUAUAAAUUAGCAAGGGACCACAAACCCAGUGUAUAAAAUUAGGCUAGAUCCUACUGUAGUCAACUAGAGUUAAAUUCUUAACAAUGGUGCCAUCCAUGUUUGAUUCCUUUAAUCCACCAAACUUGUACCUGCCUCCAGUUUCUACCCUUGCUAUUCUCUUUCUAGAAUACUCUGUACUCAACUUUUCUCAUGACUGGCUCCUUCUCUUCCUUCAGGUGCAGGUUCAUCUUAUGUAUUCCUUCAGAGACACAUUCCCUGACCACCUUACACUUUAAUUUCAUUUAUAACACAAAACUGUCUACUUUAUGUGCUCACUUAUUUUGUUAUUGUUUCCCCCCACCUUUAGAAUAGGACCCAUGAGGUUAGGCUGAGGUUGGCAAAUCUGGCUUGCCACCUGUUUUUGUGUGGCCUACCAGCUAAAAUGAUUUUUACGUUAUCAAAUGUUUUUUUUAAAGGAGAAUAAUGUUUUGUAGCAUGUGAAAGUUAUAUGAAAUUCAGAUUUUAGUGUCCAUCAAUAAAGUUUUAUUGGAACACA